GACCUUUGGAGUUAAAAACUUAGGAGAGGCUUAUCUGUUUUCGAACUAAUGGCGUCUCCACUCAUGAGACUAACCGCGACGGCCAACGGCGGCGGCGGAGAUGCCGUCUACGUGGCGGCAGUGCCGCUGAGAGCGGCGGUAGGUCCGCCGCAGCUGGUCAUGUCGACGGCCUUCUCUCUUAAUCUCUGGGAUUUUCAGCACCUCAUGGUCCUUAUCAAACCUUCAUCUCCUCCUUCAGAGGUCUUCGUGUUUGAUUUCCAACCGCGAUGCCCAGAGAGCGUAGAAGCUGCAAUGGCGGUUCUAUCGGGCAAAUCGGUUCCAGGAGUCGUGUUGCAGAGAACGCUGAGGAACCUUCCGAGGCGCAAAUGCUGGCUUGUCGGAUCAUCUAAAGGUAACGCCUUGGACAUGGCUGCUGUGUUCAACAGCUCGUGGGAAACUGAUCUAAGAGUUGGGUAUCAUGACUGCCGAGAUUAUACAAACGGAUUAGUCGAGCAUCUGACCGGAGAAAAGCGAGUGGUGGAGCAGCUAAGAACAAACAACGGUUAAAUCCAAGAAUCGGCAAACGAAUUGGCAUCGGACUUGUGCUGGAUAAUAUCGAUUACAGGACAAGACAGAUCAAGAUUCUUGGACACAUAACUAAAAGAUUAUGUUGUGGUUCUUCCUUCCUUAUCUUGUUGGUCCAGAUUUUAGGGGCAAUAUUCAACAAAGAUUAUGGUAAUGAUCGUGAUCAGGAGGGGAGUGGAGUUAUCUUGAUCAGAAAAUGACGUCAACUCGUCCGGUCAACGACUUAUGACCGUACAGGACAAGAGAGUCAACGGCCGUUUGACUUUUAGCCCAUUGUUUCCUCCCCUUUUGUUUGUGUAUCUAUAUUUAUAUACAUAUGUAUUUAUGUCACGGAUUGCUUACGUAGUAUACUUAUACAAUGUCUUUUUAUU
Molecule: messenger RNA, 935 nt
Organism: Tarenaya hassleriana
Lineage: Eukaryota; Viridiplantae; Streptophyta; Magnoliopsida; Brassicales; Cleomaceae
Exons: 4
Coding region: 49-546 (165 amino acids)
Source: RefSeq, a predicted model, not a curated record